Molecule: messenger RNA, 2212 nt
Organism: Paramecium pentaurelia
Lineage: Eukaryota; Ciliophora; Oligohymenophorea; Peniculida; Parameciidae
Source: the annotation of a GenBank genome assembly
AUGUUAAAAUAUUUAAGAGUACGUAAUCCAGACUUUGCUGAUCGACAGUAACCUAGUAUCUUUUUCUCCACAUAUUAAAAGGUUCUAUUGAUAUCUUGGAUUUAUAUUCCGUUAUUAUUAGAGAUCAUUAAAUGGAAGACUAGCUUAAGCAUAUUUUAGUCAAAGAUACUUAUGAGUAAUGAUAAUAAAGAUAGCAUAGAUUUGAAACUAUUUUUAAGUCAAACAUAACAAAUAUGGAUAUGUAUACACAAUUAAUUCAAUAUAAUGUUGAUGCUUACAUUGAUUUACAAUCUUUUAGAUUUUUACUAAAAGGAGAUAUCAAAAGUGGUAGAACUCAUUGUUUGAUUGGUGCACCAUAGGAUCCAGGUUUAUUAUUAAUUUUUACUGGACAUGUAUUUUAUAGAUUAGAAGAAUUAAAAAAGUUAGAGAAAAAUAACACAUUUGAAAAUAGAUUUAACUAUAAAAUGUUUGUAUAAUUGAUAUUAAAAUUAAGCUAAAAUGUUAUACAAGAGAAAACAAUUAAUAUUAUGAUUUAUUAACAAAUUGUAAAGAACCUUUGAAUGAUUUUGAAAGUGUUAUUUCAUUUGAUUCAUAAUUGGCAUUCUUAAAAUUACUAAGAAUUAUUCUAAAAAACAUUGAUUAAAGAGUAUUUAUAAGUAUUAUUGAGUAAAUAGAAAUUUGAAACUGCUAAAGAAUAUCAUACUUAUUAAUAAAACUAAGGUUCAUUUAGAUUGGGUUAAGUAACAUUUGAUUUUAUACUUGAAAAAACAUCAACAACUUGGUAUGGAGUAUAAGAAAUAAAAUGUGCACAUUUUAAGUUUGAAACAAUUGAUCUUUAAACACCAACUAUUGCAUAUGAUUAAGAUAGAAUAAUCUACUUUUUAAAUCCUGCCUUAAAAUAUCAAAGUAGUACUAAAAUGAUUCUUAGAGAUUCAAAAUUUGCUAAAAUUAGCAAGUAAAUUGAAAAAAUAGAUAUAUAAAUAAUUAAGAAUAAAUUUAAUUUUAGUAAAUAUUUUUAUGUAUUUAGUUUUAAGAUCGAUUAAAAUUAUUAAAAAUAGAGAUAUUUUAAUUUAAUUAUAAUUGUUAUUUAAAUAAUUUAGAAAGGAAAUAGAAAAGCUUAAUAUAAUGUUAGAAUUAAAAGCAGAUAUAAUUGAAUAAGUACAAUAACAAUUAAAAUUGGAUAUUUAAGCAAUAGGGAAAGUCAUCACAUCAGUUGAUGUUAGAGUAAAUAGUAUAAUUAGAUUUAGGAAUUUCUUUUAUCUAAAUUUUUACUUUAUUAAGUAAGCGAAUCUUUUGACAUUUGUUUGCCUUUCUAAAAAAAAAUUGAAAAUAUUUUAGCAAAAAUAAAAAAAAUAAAAAAAUAAAAGUUUAUACUUUCUGCUGAUUAUAAUGAUAAUUGUUUAGAAACAAGAGUAUUUAAAGAUAUUAAAAGAAAUCUAUAAGAUAUUUUAAAUUUUAUUAAAGAUGAGGUUUAUAGUGAAUAACAUAGAGCAUUAAAUUAUUAAACAAUAAAAAAUCAUAUAUAAGAAGACUUUGUUUAAUAAUUGCCUGAUGUUUAAAUUGAAGAUUUAAUUCAAGUUGAAGUAACUUAAUAAAGUUCUAAUUCUUAAUUACCUUCACUUGAGCUAAAAAAACAUAAUAGAUCAAAAUAAAAUUCACUUUUCAUUGAAAAAUUUAAGAAUGAUAAUAUACUUAGUAUUGAAUAAACUUUAAAAUUAAUAAAAUAAACAGCUAGAUCUCAUUAAGGUAUUUCAACAUUAAGAAAUCAUAUACCUCGUUUGAAAACAGAUAAAUGUAGUUUGUAGUCAUCAAAAAAAUCUUAAUUAAAAUUAAUUAAAAUUGAUACAACACCAAGAGGUGUAACACUUUAAAGUCCAAUGUUUAUAAAUUUAGAAAAUUAAAAUACUUCUAUAAUGAGUUAGAAAUAAAAAGAAUUUAAAUAACCUGAAGAUUAUAAGAAAUUAAAUAGUGUAAUAAAUAAUAAUUCUAAAAUAUUAAAUACUAUGAGUUAAUUAAGUAAUGAUUAACUUCAAAAUAGUAUAAUGUCUUCAGAUGAAAUAAUUAAAGGAUUUUAAAGCAAAGUUAAACUUUAAAAAUGUAAUAAUUUUGAUAAUUAUUAGAAUAAUCUUUAUAUAAGAUGCCAAAUCUUUCUGCAAAUUACUUAAACUGUUUAGAAAGAAUGCUUAAUUUAGAAAUUAAAAGUAAACAAUGA